AGAUAUGAGCGGGCUCAAACUCGUCACCGUUCUACUUUUAGCUCUAUGCACUGCAACAGAAGCUGCCAAAUGCCGGGGAAAGUAUAUGGAAAUGAGAGGGAGAGAAGGAUUCGUGACAAGGGGAGGAUGUCGUGGACUCGAUUCUCAAAUUCAGGAAGAAUACUGGACGACUGUUGGAUUUGAUGGAGAUCUUCGUGAUGGACGUACAACAGAUGACUUUUUGGUAUUCCCAGCUAAUGAGAAUAACGGCCAUACACAGACAAACUCGUUUGUUGGAUACUGGAUUACACGGUCAAAAUACGGAGAGAACGUUCACUAUGAAGCGUUCGGACAUGCGUUCAUCAAACCAGAUGGCAAGGUCUGUGGAUGGUUUGUUGGAUCACACAAAGAAGUCGUCGAGGUGUGUGGAGGAUUCCGUGUACUCAGUAGAUCACGAUUCAAUCCACAUCAGCCAAUUCCUUUCGAAUGGGUUCAAGGAGAACAAUACCGUAACAGAGAUGUUCUUGGGUUCCACCAUCACAAGAUUGCAAAGUAUGAAGCUAACGCGGAUGAGGUUCUUUUCGGAGAUGCUGAUGUUAAGGGAAAAAAAUUCAAUGGAGUUUCUAUCAAUAAUGAACAACGAGUGGAGGUCGACACCCCCGAAACCUUCCAUCGUAAAGUGUGGCUUCUGCGCAAAAAGUCAACUCAGCCUCCAUCGGACAUCCGAAUUCCAUUGAAAAUUGAACAGCAAAAACGUCGAGAGGAUUUGGAUAUCUAUCAGGAUCCAUAUCAUGAAGUUAGAAUUACAAAUAUGAGAUUGUAUCCAUAUUAUGAUCAAUACGGUCGUCCAUCUGGAUCUCAAACUGAUUCUCAUCGUCCAGCUUAUGAUUCAUCUGGAAGAAAACUUCCAUUUGAUCAAUCAACUUCUCAAAAUAAUCAAAUUUCGAAUAAUUAUCAAUAUUAUGAUAUUCAACAACAACCACCACAGAGUCAUCCAGGUUAUGAUGAAUGGCUCAGAAAUCAAUAUAGGCAACGUGGAAUCAUUCCAAGAGGAUACGAGAAUAACUGGAAUCAGCAGGCAUCCAAUAGCAAUCAAGACAACCAGGAACGUAACGAAGUGCCAGCAUAUGUAUUGCAAACUAGAAACAAUUUGAACACCAAUAGUGAAGACGGAAAUUCCGAGAAUGAUAGCGUUUUUUAUGAGAAACAAGAUAGACAAGAACCAAAAGAUCUAUCUGAAAGCGAAAAUUCAAGAAAUUCUGAAAAUGGAGAAACAUAUUAUUCAGUGAAUCCUGGAGCGCCUGUUAAUGAGGAAAUCAAACAAAUCAAAAUUCCAGGAGGAGAUGAUUCUGAAACCGUCGAAGUCAGUGGACAGUCCCAAGAAAAACCACACGUUCGAUUCAUCAAAUACCAUCCACCAACUGUAAUCAGGGAUAAGAAAGGAAAUUCAUACGAACGUAUUGUUACAGAUGGAAUUGCUCAUUAUUUUGAUGCAAGUGGAAAUGAAGUUAAAAUAGAUGAUUCUUCGAUCGACAGAAAAAUUGAGCAAAUCCUUGAAAACCGUCGUCGCCAAGAAGAAAAACUAAGAAGCGCAUUGGAAGAUUCUGACGCCUCACUUUCGGAUCCUGUUUCGGCUGCAGAAGUUGCCAGACAGGGAUGAUGUAUUCAUUUCGCAAAAGUAAUAUUUAAUUUAAAUUUUGUAAAUUCUCAUUUCUCUUCAUGUACAAUCGUUCAUGUACUGCCUCUUAAAAAAUGUACCUACGAAAUUUCAAAAUUCUUGUUUUUUUUUCAAUAAACUGUUUCAAGUGG
This is a messenger RNA of Caenorhabditis elegans, 1788 nucleotides long. It is a transcript of the gene pqn-52, whose product is annotated as DUF1080 domain-containing protein. Bases 5 to 1639 code for a protein of 544 amino acids. NCBI's taxonomy places the organism in Eukaryota, Metazoa, Nematoda, Chromadorea, Rhabditida, Rhabditidae. The record is from RefSeq and is marked reviewed. The transcript is spliced from 10 exons.